Molecule: messenger RNA, 4398 nt
Organism: Telopea speciosissima
Lineage: Eukaryota; Viridiplantae; Streptophyta; Magnoliopsida; Proteales; Proteaceae
Exons: 21
Coding region: 135-4040 (1301 amino acids)
Molecular function (GO): protein binding
Source: RefSeq, a predicted model, not a curated record
AAAACAUACGACCAGUCAGAAAUCUAAGUUCUCCACCGAUCUCUUCGUCUUCAAGGAUCCUAGCAGUCUUUCUUUUUUUCUAUUCGAUCAGUAGCUGGGCAGCGAUCUGAAUCUGAAGGAACCAGCGGUGAAACAUGCUUCGGUUGCGAGCUUAUCGUCCUACGAACGAUAAAAUCGUGAAGAUUCAGCUGCAUCCGACGCAUCCAUGGCUCGUCACUGCAGACGCCUCGGACCAUGUUUCCGUCUGGAACUGGGAACAUCGCCAGGUCAUUUAUGAACUGAAAGCUGGCGGUGUCGAUGAGAGGCGUUUGGUUGGAGCGAAAUUGGAGAAGCUUGCUGAGGGAGAAUCAGAGCCUAAAGCAAAACCAACAGAGGCCAUGCGUGGAGGGAGUGUUAAGCAGGUUAACUUUUAUGAUGAUGAUGUGCGCUUUUGGCAACUUUGGUGUAAUCGCUCUGCAGCUGCUGAGGCUCCAUCUCCAGUCAAUCAGCACUCCUCGGCUUUUACCUCUCCCCCUCCUUCCACGAGAGGAAGACAUUUUCUUGUCAUAUGCUGUGAGAAUAAAGCCAUAUUUUUGGACUUGGUGACAAUGCGUGGGCGUGAUGUGCCAAAGCAAGACCUUGACAACAAGUCUCUUCUCUGUAUGGAGUUUCUCUCCAGAUCUGCUGCUGGUGAUGGUCCCCUCGUUGCUUUUGGUGGAUCAGAUGGUGUCAUUAGAGUUCUUUCAAUGAUAACAUGGAAGCUUGUUCGAAGGUACACUGGUGGUCACAAAGGUUCAAUAGCUUGCUUGAUGACAUUCAUGGCUUCUUCUGGUGAGGCCCUUCUGGUAUCUGGUGGUCAUGAUGGUUUACUUGUUCUGUGGAGUGCUGACCAUGGGCAAGAUUCACGUGAACUUGUACCCAAGUUGAGUUUGAAGGCACAUGAUGGUGGUGUUGUGGCUGUUGAGCUUUCUAGGGUGAUGGGAGGUGCACCACAGCUUAUUACAAUUGGAGCAGAUAAGACUCUAGCUAUUUGGGACACCAUUUCCUUUAAGGAAUUAAGGCGUAUUAAACCUGUUCCAAAGCUGGCUUGCCAUAGUGUGGCAUCUUGGUGCCAUCCUCGAGCUCCGAACCUUGAUAUUUUAACUUGUGUAAAGGAUUCUCAUAUUUGGGCUAUCGAACACCCAACAUAUUCAGCUCUUACAAGGCCGUUGUGUGAACUUUCUUCACUUGUUCCUCCACAAGUUCUUGCACCGAAUAAAAAGUUAAGGGUUUACUGCAUGGUUGCACAUGCUUUACAACCUCACCUUGUUGCUACUGGAACCAAUAUUGGUGUUAUUCUCAGUGAGUUUGAUGCAAGAUCUCUUCCAGCUGUUGCUCCUCUAUCAAUGCCACCUGGCAGCAGAGAGCAUUCCGCCGUAUAUGUGGUUGAAAGGGAACUGAAGUUACUUAACUUUCAGUUGUCUAACACCAUGAAUCCAUCUCUUGGAAGUACUGGCUCUAUAUCCGAAACAGGAAGGUCAAGAGCGGAGUCAUUGGAACCCUUACAUGUCAAGCAAAUGAAAAAGCACAUUAGUACACCAGUUCCGCAUGAUUCUUAUUCUGUUCUUUCGGUGAGCAGUUCUGGAAAGUAUCUUGCAAUUGUGUGGCCUGAUAUUCCUUACUUUUGUGUCUACAAGGUUAAUGAUUGGUCAGUUGUUGAUUCAGGGACUGGAAGACUUUUAGCUUGGGAUACAUGCUGUGACAGAUUUGCCUUGCUUGAGUCUGCUUUACCCCCAAGGAUACCAAUAAUUCCUAAAGGCGGUUCAUCAAGAAAAGCAAAGGAAGCAGCUGCAGCUGCAGCACAGGCCGCAGUGGCUGCUGCUUCUGCAGCUUCAGCAGCAACCGUUCAAGUACGAAUCUUACUUGACGAUGGGACAUCAAAUACUUUGACAAGGUCCAUUGAAGGCCGUAAUGAACCGGUUAUCGGCUUGCAUGGUGGUGCACUACUUGGUGUGGCAUAUCGAACAUCACGGAAGAUCAACCCUGCGGCUGCAACUGCAAUUUCGACUUUUCAGUCAAUGCCAUUAUCUGGCUUUGGCAAUAGUGGUCUAUCUUCUUUUACUGCUGAUGAUGAUCCAUUGUCUUCUAAUAGACCAUCUGUUUCUGAAGUAGCACCUCAAAACUUUCAACUGUACAGUUGGGAAACCUUCCAACCUGUGAGUGGUCUUCUUGCCCAACCAGAAUGGACUGCGUGGGAUCAAACUGUUGAGUAUUGUGCUUUUGCCUACCAAAAAUAUAUCAUAAUAUCUUCCUUGCGCCCCCAAUAUAGAUAUCUGGGGGAUGUUGCCAUUCCUUGUGCUACUGGAGCUGUUUGGCAUAGGAGACAACUAUUUGUGGCUACACCAACUACCAUCGAGUGUGUUUUUGUGGAUGCUGGAGUUGCACCAAUUGAUAUUGAAACCAAAAAGAGAAAAGAAGAGAUGAAAGUUAAAGAUGCACAAGCGAGAGCCGUUGCUGAGCAUGGAGAGUUAGCACUAAUCACAGUUGAUGGUUCGAAAACUAUUCAAAAUGAAAGAAUUUCAUUGAGGCCCCCCAUGCUACAGGUGGUGCGGUUGGCUUCCUUUCAACAUGCUCCUUCUGUGCCACCAUUUUUAAUGUUACCAAAACAAUCUAAAGUCGAUGGGGAGGACCCUGGUGUGCCAAAAGAUGUGGAAGAGAGGAGAGUGAAUGAGAUAGCUGUUGGUGGUGGAGGGGUGUCUGUGGCAGUCACUCGUUUUCCUGCAGAACAGAAACGGCCGGUAGGACCUCUUGUUGUGGUUGGUGUCAGGGAUGGAGUACUUUGGCUCAUUGAUAGGUAUAUGUGUGCCCAUGCCUUGUCCCUUAGUCAUCCUGGUAUCCGUUGUCGCUGUCUUGCUGCCUAUGGAGAUGCUGUCAGUGCAGUGAAAUGGGCAAGUAGGCUUGGUAGAGAGCACCAUGAUGACUUGGCACAAUUCAUGCUAGGGAUGGGUUAUGCAACUGAAGCACUUCACUUGCCUGGAAUAUCAAAAAGGUUGGAGUUCGAUCUUGCCAUGCAGAGUAAUGAUUUGAAAAGAGCUCUUCAAUGCCUCCUGACAAUGAGCAAUAGCAGGGAUAUUGGACAAGAAAAUGUAGGGCUAGAUGUAACUGAAAUUCUCACUUUAACAGCUAAACAGGAAAAUAUUAUAGAUGCUGUCCAAGGGAUAGUAAAAUUUGCCAAAGAGUUCUUGGAUCUUAUUGAUGCUGCAGAUGCUACUGCACAAGUUGAUAUUGCUCGUGAGGCUCUCAAGAGGUUAGCUGCUGCAGGUUCAGUCAAAGGAGCAUUACAUGGUCAAGAGUUAAGAGGACUAGCUCUACGUCUUGCAAAUCAUGGGGAGCUGACACGGCUUAGUGGUUUGGUAAAUAAUCUGAUCUCAGCUGGCCAAGGCCGUGAAGCUGCAUUUGCAGCUGCAGUUUUGGGAGACAAUGCCCUAAUGGAGAAGGCAUGGCAGGACACUGGGAUGCUGGCAGAGGCUGUGCUCCAUGCCCAAGCUCAUGGCCGGCCAACAUUGAAGAACUUGGUUCUGGCUUGGAAUAAGAUGCUACAAAAGGAGCUUGAACACACUCCAACAAUGAAAACAGAUGCUGCGGCUGCUUUUCUUGCUUCUCUGGAGGAACCGAAGCUAACAAGUUUGGCAGAAGCAGGGAAAAAACCACCAAUUGAAAUUCUUCCCCCUGGGAUGGUGUCUCUAGCUGCUGCAAUUCCUGUUCAGAAAAAGCCAACUCCUGGAAUGCAGGGUUCCCAGCAGCUGCCAGGCAAACCAUUGCUAUUAGAACCGCCCCCUUCCACUGAUCAACCUGGAAGUGCCCCAGCUUCUUCAGCAGCGAAUGAUCCAAUUUCAUUACCAGUUAGUUCACCACCUUCAUCAGCUACAGAAGACCCAGUUGCUCCACAGGAGAGUGUUCAAGCACAGCCGGCACAGCCGGCAAGUAGUCCACCACCACCAUUGGAUGCUGAUGGCCAUAUAGAAGAUAAUCAGUUGGUAGGUGUUCCGACCCAAUCAUCGAUGAUUGACCCACUUGCUUGAGAAGAGAGUAUUUCAACAAUGCUUAUCAAGGCUGACAGUACGGUAAACAGAUAUUCAGAUGUUCCAACUUUCUCAGAAUAUGAUCAAUCUAUGGCAGCUUGUUUCCCAACAACUUUCAUAAUGGCAAUUAUGAGUGAAGUGCAUUAUAUUGGAAUUUUCAUUGUUUUCAGAUGAGCUUCAGCAUCAUGUCCAAGUUCCAUUCAUUGAUUUUCUGCUGUAUUCUCCAACUCAGUGAGUUUAAUUUUGUUCUGGCUUUCCUAUCUUCUGAUCUUCAAUAUGCGGAUGAAGAACCAUUGAUUUUCUAGUCCGAGUAUGUCAUGAGAAAUUUGGGUACAUUUCAUCAUUGCUUUUUGCUGCA